CCCACUGAAUCAGAAGGUGGAGAGAAAGAAGCACAUUGGCAGGAGCUCUCCCCUCACGCGCUGCUGAUUGGUCAAAGGAAGAAGGGGGCGUGGCCAGCAAUGAGGAAGAAGGAGUUCUUUUCCAAACUGGGUGAAGAGGAGAGCUGGAAGAAAGAGAGAAGGUAACGCGUUGCCUGCAGUGUCGUUACUAGGAACUCGUUACUUUUAGAUGGAUGGAGCUUGAUCCUGCAUUCACUGCCAGAAGAUGUUUAACUGCAACACGUUGGCGAUCAAAGAGGAACCAGGAGAAGACCUUGACAUCACCCCAGCUGGGAGAAGCGAUGGCAGACCCUGGGGAAUUGCUGGGGAGAAGACCCCCGAGGAGGAUGCUCUUGGUCCUGAUGUAAAGCCAGAGCAAUGCAAAGAGGAACCAGGAGAAGACCUUGAUGUCACCCCGGUUGGAAGAAGCGAUGGCAGACCCUGGGGAAUUGCUGGCGAGAAGACCACCGAGGAGGACGCUCUUGGUCCCGAUGUAAAGCCAGAGCAAUGCAAAAAGGAACCAGGAGAAGACCUAGAUGUCACCCCAGCUGAGAGAAGCGAUGGCGGACCCUGGGGAAUUACUGGGGAGAAGACCCCCGAGGAGGACCCUCUUGACCCCGAUGUAAAGCCAGAGCAAUGCAAAGAGGAACCCGGAGAAGACCUUGACGUCACCCCAGCUGAGAGAAGCGAUGGCGGACGCUGGGGAAUUGCUGGGGAGAAGACCCCCGAGGAGGACGCUCUUGACCCCGAUGUAAAGAAAGAGCAAUGCAAAGAGGAACCAGGAGAAGACCUUGAUGUCAUUCCAGCUGGGAGAAGUGAUGGCGGACCCUGGGGAAUUGCUGGGGAGAAGACCCCCGAGGAGGAUGCUCUUGGUCCUGAUGUAAAGCCAGAGCAAUGCAAAGAGGAACCAGGAGAAGACCUUGAUGUCAUUCCAGCUGGGAGAAGUGAUGGCGGACCCUGGGGAAUUGCUGGGGAGAAGACCCCCGAGGAGGAUGCUCUUGGUCCUGAUGUAAAGCCAGAGCAAUGCAAAGAGGAACCAGGAGAAGACCUUGAUGUCACCCCGGCUGGAAGAAGUGAUGGCAGACCCUGGGGAAAUGAUGAGGAGAAGACUCCCAUGGAGGACGCUCUUGGCCCUGAUGUAAAGCCAGAGCAAUGCAAAAAGGAACCAGGAGAAGACCUUGACGUCACCCCGGCUGGGAGAAGCGAUGGCGGACCCUGGGGAAUUGCUGGGGAGAAGACCCCCGAGGAGGACGCUCUUGGUCCUGAUGUAAAGCCGGAUCAAUGCAAAGUAAACUCAGGAGGAGAAGCCAAUGAGGUUGAGCCAGACACCAAGCAGGGAGCACCCCUCCGGUGGGUGGUGAAGGAGGAGGGCAACGGGAGCGCAAAGGUGCUGAGUGAAAAUGAGUGGAGCCUGCUUCCUCUUCGUCCCUCUUUCUCAGGCAAAGAUGGGAGGGAGAGUGAGAACGAGGAGAAAACAUAUAAAAAAAUCAAUGCAGGAGAGAAACCGUAUAAAUGUGUGGAAUGUGGAAAGAGCUACUGUUCCAAAUGGUAUCUUAGUGAGCACAAAAAAACCCACACGGGAGAAAAACCGCAUCAUAAAUGCCUGGAGUGUGGGAAGUCCUUCACUGAGAAAGCAUACCUCAAAGUGCACAGAAGAAUCCACACAGGAGAUAAACCAUAUAAAUGCCAGGAGUGUGGAAAGAGCUUCAGGGAGAGAGGACACUUUACUGUACAUACAAGAACCCACACAGGAGAGAAACCAUAUAAAUGUGUGGAGUGCGGAGAGGACUGUGCUACGAAAUGGAAACUUAAAGUGCACAAAAGAACCCACACGGGAGAAAGCCUGCCUUAUAAAUGUGUGGAGUGUGGAAAGGAAUGCGCUACAAAAUGGAAAUUUAAUUUGCACAAAAGAAUCCACACGGGAGAAAAACCGUAUACAUGUGUGGAAUGUGGAAAGAGCUUCACUGCGAGUGCAUCCCUCAAAAAGCAUGGAAGAAUCCACACAGGAGAGAAACCAUAUAAAUGUCUGGAAUGUGGAAAGAGCUUCAGUGCGACGACGAAUCUCAAUACGCAUAAAAGGAUCCACACGAAAGAGAAACCCUAUAAAUGCCUGGAGUGUGGAAAGAGCUUCGCUGAUAGUUCACACCUGAAAGUGCACAGAAGAAUCCACACAGGAGAGAAACCAUAUAAAUGCUUGGAGUGUGGAAAGAGUUUCGUUGUGAGAGGACACCUUACUAGGCAUACAAGAAUCCACACAGGAGAGAGACCAUAUAAAUGUGCGAAGUGUGAAAAGAGCUUCAGCACCAAGAUGAAUCUCAGUGUGCAUGGAAGGACCCACACGAAAGAGAAACCAUAUGAAUGCUUGGAGUGUGGAAAGAGCUUCAGUGUGAAAGGAAACCUUACUCAACAUAAAAUAACCCACACAAGAGAGAAAACGCACAAAUGUGUGGUGUGUGGAAAGGGCUGCAGUACAAAAUGGGAACUUAAUGCCACAAAACAACCCACACGGGAGAAAAACCAUAUAAAUGUGUGAAAUGUGGAAAGAACUCCUGUUCGAGGAGGAAUCUCAGUUUGCAUGAAAGGACCCACAUGAAAGAGAAACCCUACAAAUGCUUGGAGUGCCACAAGAGCUUCCAGCAGAGCGCCCAGCUUUCUUGCCACAGGAAGAUCCACACUGGUGAGAAACUGUAUAAAUGCCGGGAGUGUGGAAAGCACAUCAGCGAUUGCAGUGCCUUCUGUUGCCAUCAGAGAACCCACACGGGUCAAAAGCCAUUCAAAUGCUUAGGAAGUGGCAAGACCUGUAGGAAUAGCGCAGAGAUUCCUUUACAUCACACAAGUAUUGACAGAAGAGUGCGUCUUUAAGGUUAAAAGACAACAAGCCAGGUAACUGAGGAGAAAUAUAUUUUGAAGGAGAAGGAAGUGGCUCAACAGAGCAGAAACAAGUUUGUUUCGGUAAGUUGUAAAAGGAUCAGCACCAAGUAUAUGUGUUUGUGUGUGUUACAGAAAACGUUAUACUGUUAAUUAUCAUGUUCAGCUGCUAAUCUAGGUCAGCAAGUAAAUUUGAGCCACACCCGAUGGGGUGUAACUGUAUGUGGUUUAGAAUACAGUUCAGCUCUAUGCUCACAACGCUUUUGCUCUGAGGAGCUUAUUCUCACAGCAUUUUGCUCAACAAUUUACGCUGCUCAUUUGAAGGAAGAUUAAGACGCCUUGUUUUUUGCGUUGUGUAUUUCUUACAAGGACGAUGUAAGUUUGUGGCACUGUUUAUUUUGUAUACAGCACUGCAAGUUUAUGUUUUAACUCUGCUGACAAGAGUAAAGUUUUCUGUUUUUUCUUCCUCCUGCUUUUGUGCAAAGUUAUUGUGCCUUUUGCAUUGGACCAAACUAAAUUCCGCUUACGUACAACAAAGUUAACUGUUUGAAAGUUAUAAAAUAACAAUGUUAUGUAUUUAAAGGAGUGAAAAACAGUUACAGUCAUAUCCAGGUGGAACUGAAGUAAUGUACUUUGUAACAGAUAAGCUUAUGUGCAGAAGAAUUCAUAAAUAAACAUUUAUUUAUUUC
Anolis sagrei ordinatus is the source of this 3575-nucleotide messenger RNA. The record is from RefSeq and is a predicted model, not a curated record. NCBI's taxonomy places the organism in Eukaryota, Metazoa, Chordata, Lepidosauria, Squamata, Anolidae.